This is a messenger RNA of Python bivittatus (Burmese python), 1282 nucleotides long. RefSeq names its product SEC11 homolog A, signal peptidase complex subunit (gene SEC11A). Gene Ontology annotation, molecular function: serine-type endopeptidase activity. The record is from RefSeq and is a predicted model, not a curated record. Gene Ontology annotation, cellular component: signal peptidase complex; membrane. Lineage: Eukaryota; Metazoa; Chordata; Lepidosauria; Squamata; Pythonidae.
UCAUGCCUGAGGGAGGCCCAGAACUCACCGUCUCCCAAUUUCUAGGCCAGCCCCUUCACCAGGACACCACGUUGGCUCUCCACAUUGCUGCAGGAAGGGAGCAACUUCCAUCUCCCUUCAGGCACUUGAUGCUCUGCAGCCUCAUUUCGCUUCACAUUUCUCCUUCAGAGCAAUUGUUGUCUGGGAAAAGUGAGUCAAGAGCGUUAGGGGUCGUCAGAGCAGCCAUGGGGCUCUGCUUCAGAGGACUCCCCGAAAGCAAGUUUGAUAGGUUCUCUAGAUCAGUGGUCCCCAAACCUUUUCUGUUCAUGCGCACUUAUCAGCAUAGUUUGAGCAUGCGCUCCCAGGAUACGUAUGCCUAUUUAUUUAUAAAUUAUAGACCUAUACCACUGUACUGAUAUAUCAUGCACAUUAUAAAUCAUACCCCAACACUAGCAAUUAAAAAGGGGGUGAGAUAAAUACAUAUAAAUGGACAUUCUAAUGUUUUAUACCCACACUCUGUGUUUUUUCUUGAGCAUCGCCUGAGGCUCAUGUGUUCCACUUUGGAGACCACUGCUCUAGAAGAAGCUGUAUUACCAGGUCCUGAACUUUGGGAUGAUCGUUUCCUCAGCACUGAUGAUCUGGAAGGGGUUGAUGGUGGCAACGGGCAGUGAGAGUCCCAUCGUUGUUGUGCUUAGUGGCAGUAUGGAACCUGCAUUUCACAGAGGAGAUCUCCUGUUCUUGACCAACCGCAUCGAAGAGCCAAUCAGAGUGGGUGAAAUCGUGGUCUUUAGGAUAGAAGGAAGGGAAAUUCCAAUAGUGCAUCGGGUGCUGAAAAUCCAUGAAAAACAAAACGGCGACAUCAAGUUUUUGACCAAAGGCGACAACAAUGCGGUCGAUGACCGAGGCUUGUACAAGCCAGGGCAGCACUGGCUGGAGAAGAAAGACGUGGUUGGAAGAGCAAGAGGAUUUGUGCCGUACAUCGGAAUUGUCACCAUCCUAAUGAACGAUUACCCUAAAUUCAAGUACACUGUCCUUUUUCUCCUCGGCUUGUUUGUCCUCGUCCAUCGAGAGUAGCCUGUCACCAAGGAAGUCCAGCGGAGGCUUGGACCAUCCCUCCGAGUAGGCGGUGGGAUGUGAAGUGUGUCCCAUUUCGCUGCUUCUUAAUCCAAGUUGGUUUGGUGUUGGGUUUCAUUUUCUACGGCUGCUGUGUCCCUGGAAGGUUGAUCUCAGUAUUUUGAACAGUUUGUCACACUUUAGCAUUUUUGUACAUUGGUGAAUUUUUAUAUUAAAAGUUUUAAGCCAA